AUGGAACAGAUCCAGUCCAAUGUAUGUCAGACGAACAAGGCUUUGUUAAUGUUUGCGGUUGCGGCCAUCGUUAAAGGUGCUCCUGAACCACCAACUCGACGUGUUGCUCCUUAUGCCCCAGCUGGCUGGCAACCAAGCAUUCCUUUUAAUUUACCAAACGAGUUUUUCCCUCCUAGCCGUUCUAAUGUGCGUGUUGAAAUAACCAAACAACGAGUGGAACAAGUGACACCAGUGGAUAAGCCCCAGUCGAAAUAUCUGCCCCCGGAAAAACCGGAUGAUUCAGAGGAUCCAAUCCUACCCGUUGCCCUUCCAGCUAACCAGUACGGUCCUCCUGAUUCAGGCUUCAGAAUCAUUUAUCCCGAAGAACCAUCCACAUCCAAUGAGUCUGACGAAGCCCAGCCAUCAAAUAUCAGAGAAGGUCGUUACUUUAUUAUCUCGAAGGAUAAUAAACUGCAAAGAGUUACAUUUAGCUCACAGCAAAUAGGAAAUGACGAGGACUUUACUGCCCAGCUGAGUUAUUCAACCGUGGGUCAGCUCAAGGAUCCUGUUUAUAGAAACAACAACCAAGGACAACUGGAGAGAGUCCUGAAGUAA
This is a messenger RNA of Drosophila bipectinata, 594 nucleotides long. Lineage: Eukaryota; Metazoa; Arthropoda; Insecta; Diptera; Drosophilidae. The record is from RefSeq and is a predicted model, not a curated record.